Molecule: messenger RNA, 697 nt
Organism: Propithecus coquereli (Coquerel's sifaka)
Lineage: Eukaryota; Metazoa; Chordata; Mammalia; Primates; Indriidae
Exons: 3
Coding region: 113-697 (194 amino acids)
Source: RefSeq, a predicted model, not a curated record
CCUAGACCUUGACAGUGCACUCAGUAACAGGAUGAUUUUGUUGCGAAGCCUGUAAGCUCAAGAGCUGAGCUAAGGAAACCCAAAACAGCUACUACAGGCGAAGCUGACAGCAAUGGCCCGCCCUCAGCUGUAUCUACCAGAACGCUUCAAGGUUGCCUGUGGGAAAGUUGGCCAGUGUCGAAGAUUCCAGCAACUGAAAAAGAAAAAUGGCUCAUUCAAAAGGAAAGGAAUGGAAAGAUGGCAUAGAGCUGUGUCUACCAACUUAGUGAAACAAAAUGUAUUGGUCCCCAAAGAGGAAUCAUCCAGUGAUAGUGACAUGGGAUUUCAUGAAAGCCAGCAAAAUCAGAAAAAAAAAUUGAUGAAGAAAAUGAAGACUGCUUUUGGGAGGAUGCUGUCAUACAAACACAGAAACAAGCCAGCAACUGCCAGCAAAGAGGGCUGCACGAAUCAGAAAGAAGCCCUCCUCUCAAAUACGCAGAGUCUUCUUCCUAGAAUCAUCAAGGAGCUUCCAUCUCCCAAGUUAUUUACCAAACCAAAAAUGAGAAAGCUCACAGAGAAUGCAACUAUACAACUUGAUGUUGUAGAAGCAGAGACAGAGGAGAUAACCCAAGGAAACACACUCCUCCGGGCCAGGAGAACCACCAAGCGGUUAUCUGUGACAUCUCUUCCUUCAGGACUGCAAAAGGUAAAACACUAA